This is a messenger RNA of Juglans microcarpa x Juglans regia, 737 nucleotides long. Its product is annotated as polcalcin Aln g 4-like. Bases 137 to 532 code for a protein of 131 amino acids. The transcript has a single exon. Gene Ontology annotation, molecular function: calcium ion binding; enzyme regulator activity. NCBI's taxonomy places the organism in Eukaryota, Viridiplantae, Streptophyta, Magnoliopsida, Fagales, Juglandaceae. The record is from RefSeq and is a predicted model, not a curated record.
AGAGUGUGACACAUUGAUUAACGUGUUCAUAUGUUGUUUAUUCAAGAUGUUAAUUCGGUUUUUGACCUUAAUUUCGGUAAAACGGUUGGAAGUUACAUUCAAUAGGUGAUACGAUCUUUAUGCUAAAACCACGAGAAUGGAGGACGACCUUCCCCUUUGGAAAACCAUCUCUUUAAGUACCCAAGUCUUAGCACCCCAACCUCUUGGUUCUCUCAUUCGUGGUAAACACAAGGAUUUCAGUGUCAUUGUAAUAACUACAACAAAAACAAUGGCUGAUGCUGAUGAUCCACAGGAUCAGGCAGAACGCGAGCGCAUUUUCAAGUGCUUUGAUGCCAAUGGUGAUGGCAAAAUCUCUGCAGCGGAGCUUGGGGAUGCCCUACAAACACUCGGCCGUGUGACGGCCGAUGAGGUGAAACAUAUGAUGGAUGAGAUCGAUACUGACGGUGAUGGAUUCAUUUCAUUCCAAGAGUUCAUAGCAUUUGCCCUUGAAAAUCGUGGUUUAAUGAAAGAUGUUGCUAAAAUAUUUUACUGACGGUGAUGGAUUCAUUUCAUUCCAAAGAGUUCAUAGCAUUUGCCCUUGUUAAUCGUGGUUUAAUGAAAGAUGUUGCUAAAAUAUUUUAAUGUUCCUGGCCUUAUCUUUCUCUUGUUCGGAUCAUAUAUAUUUUCAUGUCUUUUCCAUACUUUGAGUGUCAUUUAUUUGCAGAGCUGAACUGAUCAUAAGGGAUUGAUUCGGAAUU